Danio rerio (zebrafish) is the source of this 4368-nucleotide messenger RNA. The record is from RefSeq and is a predicted model, not a curated record. Lineage: Eukaryota; Metazoa; Chordata; Actinopteri; Cypriniformes; Danionidae.
GUGCAAGUGUGAGUGCUUGCAUAUGUGUGUGUGUGUGUGUCCUUGUUGGGUGCGGUCAGGGCUUGAAUGCCUUCUCCCCUUCACUGUGGAUCCAGAUCUGAACUAAACACAACCCAAUUUUGGGUUUCUCUUCAAAGCCAGCUGGUCUGGCUUUAUUUCUUUUCCUUUGGCCUUAUUUUGGGGCUGAUUCGCCAUCUUUGAGUCUUGUUUGUAUUUUCUGAAGCGAGCGGCCCGCAGCAGGUGCUGAAGGGUCCAUCUUCCUGGAGAAGAGCGUUUUCGGACUGGUGCCAAACGAAGGACCAGAAAGCCUCAAGACCCAUUUGAUGGAGACACAAAAGCAGUGAAGAAUAUACAGAGGGAAAAGACAGAAAAGUUGAACUGAAGGUUAUGAGCAAGUGAUUGGAACGAAAGCCGGAGUCUUUACAGUGAGCGGAACGAGUGAAGAGGAAAGACUGCGCUGAGGAACGACAGAGGAAGGAGAAGGAGACGAGUGUGGACUGUACUUUUGGAAGAGGAAGGAAAAAACAGACAGAAGUCAUGGGGAGGAAAAAGAUUCAGAUUGCGCGGAUAAUGGACGAACGCAACAGACAGGUUACGUUUACAAAGAGGAAGUUUGGACUGAUGAAGAAGGCCUACGAGCUGAGCGUAUUGUGUGACUGUGAGAUCGCCCUCAUCAUCUUCAACAGCACUAAUAAACUCUUCCAGUACGCCAGCACGGACAUGGACAAAGUUCUGCUGAAAUACACCGAGUACAACGAGCCGCACGAGAGUCGGACUAAUUCAGACAUCGUGGAGACGCUGAGGAAGAAGGGCCUAAACGGCUGUGACAGUCCUGAUAUCGAUGCUGAAGAUUCAGGCCACAGUCCAGAAUCCGAGGACAAAUAUCGCAAAAUCAACGAGGACAUCGACCUGAUGAUCAGCCGGCAGAGACUGUGUGCCAUCCCUCAGUCUAACUACGACAUGCCUGUCUCCAUCCCCGUCAGCAACCCCAACAGCCUGAUCUACGGCCACCCAGGAGCGUCUCUGGGUAACCCAAACCUGCUGCCGUUGACCCAUCCGUCCCUGCAGAGGAACAGCAUGUCCCCUGGAGUCACCCACCGGCCCCCGAGUGCAGGAAACACAGGAGGUCUGAUGGCUGCAGAUCUGGGCAGCGGGGCGGGCACCAGCACUGGAAACGGGUACGGAAACCACCGCAACUCCCCUGGUCUGCUGGUCUCUCCAGGGAACAUGAGCAAGAACCUGCAGGCCAAAUCUCCUCCGUCCAUGAACAUGAGCCUGAGCCGCAAACCCGACCUGCGCGUCCUCAUCCCACCUGGAGCCAAGAACACCAUGCCAUCAAUCUCGGAGGAUGUUGACAUGUUGCUGAAUCAGCGAAUCAGCAGCUCUCAGUCGGCUCAGUCUCUCAGCACACCUGUGGUGUCUGUGGCCACACCCACCCUACCUGGAGAAGUGAUGGGCGGAUACCCGUCUGCCAUCAAUACCUCAUAUGGGACAGAAUAUUCUCUGAGCAGUGGAGAUCUGUCCUCUCUGUCUGCGUUUAACAGCUCCGCGUCUCUUCAUCUGGGCUCCAUGACCGGCUGGCCGCAGAACAUGCAGCAUUCUGGCCUGGGGCAUCUGGGGAACUGCAGCAGUGCUCAGCUCUGCCAGAGCUCUGCCCUAUCUCUGCCGUCCAACCAGAACCUGCACAUUAAGUCGGAGCCGGUGUCUCCUCCACGGGAUCGAGCGAGCGGGACCCCGGGGCUGUACGGCGUGCCCCAGCAGACCCCGCUGCGGCAGGACUCGGGACGCUCCCCGGUGGACAGUCUCAGCAGCUGCGGCAGCUCGUACGACGGCAGCGACCGCGACGAACACCGCGCAAACUUCCACUCGCCCGUGGGACUGAUGAGAGCAGCCGAAAAUGAGCGGCAGAGCCCGUCCGUCAAGCGCAUGCGUCUGUCCGAGGCCGGCUGGGCAUCCUGAACACCAUUGACAAACAGCCCUGUGAAAAAGUUUGCACCCCCUAUAUAUUGAGUUUCAAGCUUUUCUGUAUUCGGACGUAAUGCCAAAAAAAUUAGAUUGACCUUAUUCUUCAUAUUUGAGCAGUCGUCCUGAACACUGCUGAGAAACGGCACUGUGAAAAAGUUUGCACCCCCCAUAUAUUGAAUUUCAAGCUUUUCCGUAUUCAGACAUUAUACAUAAAAAUCUAUUGACCUUACUCAUAUACAAGUGAAUGUCCUGAACAAUGCUAAGAAACGGCACUGGGAAAAAGUUUGCAUCCCCCAUAUAUUGAAUUUCAAGCUUUUCCAUAAUCUGACUUAAUGCAAAUUUCAAGCUUUUACUUAUUCGGACAUAAUACAUGAAAAAUCUAUUGACUUUACUCAUAUACAAGUGGAUGUCCUGAACAAUGCUGAGAAACGGCACUGUGAAAAAGUUUGUACCCCCAUAUUGAAUUUCAAGCUUUUGCUAUUCGGGCGUAAUACAUAAAAAUCUACUAACCUUACUCAAUUACGAGCGGAUGUCUUGAACACUGCUAAAAAUGGCACUGUGAAAAAGUUUGCACCCCCAUAUUGAAUUUCAAGCUUUUCCUAUUCGGGCGUAAUACAUAAAAAUCUACUAACCUUACUCAAUUACUAGCGGAUGUCUUGAACACUGCUAAAAAACGCAGCUGUGAAAAAGUUUGCACCCCCAUAUUGAAUUUCAUGUCUUCAAGUAUUCGAACAUAAUACAAAAGAAAACACUGACCUUAUUCUUCAUACACGAACAGGCGUCUUUAACACCACUGUGAAAAAGUCUACACCCCCUCAAAAUGAAUUUCUUUUUCUCUGUAUUUGUAAAAAAUGUUGACCUUAUCCGUCAUAUACAAGCAGAUGUCCUGAACAAUGCUGAAAAACGGCACUGUGAAAAAGUUUGCACCCCCCACAUAUAUUGAAUUUCAAGCAUUUUCAUAUUCAGACAUAAAUAAAUUUAUUUAUCUUAUUCAUAUAUGAGCAAGCAUCUUGAACAAUGCUGAACAUGGCACUGUGAAAAAGUUUGCACCCCCAUAUAUUGAAUUUGUAGCUUUUUCGUAUUUGAAAGUAAUACAAAAAUAUCUAUUGAUCUUAUUCUUCAUAUACGAGCAGGCAUCUUGAACACUGCUGAAAAUGGGCACUGUGAAAAAGUUUGCACCCCCCAUUUUAAAUUUAAAGCAUUUCCGUAUUCGGACGUAGAAUAAAUUUCAAGCUUUUCAGUAUUCAUCCAUAUAUAUUCCAUAUUUGGACGUAAUUCGUCCAAAAUCAUUUGACCUUAUUCUUCAUAUACAAGCAGGCAUCUUGAACACCACUGUGAAAAAGUUUGCACCCCCCAUAUAUUGAAAUUUAAGCUUUUUCAUAUAAUGUAAUACAAACAAAAAUCUAUUGACCUUAUUUAUAUAUGAGCAAGUGUCAUGAACAGCAUUGUGAUAAAGUUUGCGCCCCCCAUAUAGAGUUUGGAGCCUUAUCGUAUUCUGGCAUAAUACAACAAAAAAUCUAAUAUAUGUUGUGAACGCUUUUAUUUGAGUAUGGUGAUGUGCAUCCUCCUAAAACAGAAUAUUGAGUAGGGGGCGGGGCUUUCUUUUUGCACAUAGUUUCCUCAGCUAACGGUAAAAGGGGCGUGGUUAAGAAUAUUGUUUCUGAAGUGCGGAAUGAACCACCAACUAUUCCAGCAUAUGUUUUUUUACUGUGGAUGCCCUUUCAGCCACAACCCAGUACUGGGAAACACCCAUACACACUUACAUGCACACUCAUACACUAUGGCCAAUUUAGUUUAUUCAAUUCACCUAUAGCGCAUGACUGUGGGGGAAAUCACCCGGAGGAAACCCACGCCAACACAAGGAGAACAUGCAAACUUCACACAAAAAUGCCAAUUGGCCCAGCCAGGACUCGAUCCAGUGACCUUCUUGCUGUGAGGUGACAGUGCUAACCACUGAGCCACAGUGCCGCCAUACUACAGUCAGCCGCACCAAAAAAGUUGAUGGAAAUUUUAAAAAUUCAUUAUUUUUUAUUUGUAUUUAUUUAUUUUUUUGUGUUCACGUUAGGUGCAUCUUAUUUAGUAUUGUAAUUUUCAUCAAUGCCACAUACUCUUCUUCAUCUGAGGGUCUUUUAUGUCAAAUUUUAAGAACUUACCUAGGAUCUGAUCAUAUUUCAUGUCCUAAUAAAAGGAUAAAUAAUCGGAUUUAAACAGGGUGCACAAACUUUUUCACACGACUGUAUGUGUGUUUAUUCUGCGGAGUGUGCGUGCUGCAUUAAAGUAUUACAAAUGAUAUAUAUAUCAGGUAUACGGGGCGGGGGGCGUGUUUGUGAUUUUGGAGUUUUUUGGGGGGGCGGGGCAAAGGGAUAUGCAUCGCUUGUGCCACGUGUGGGGUAAAAAAUUAAA